GGUCGAACGAGGACGACGGUAGGAUCGGGGGUUCCAGAGCUAGCUAAGCGUCAGAUGUCAUACACGAAUCGAAGUUGAGGGUAUACCAAUGGUAGUCUUCAUGCUCAUUUAAAGAAUGGGAGCAUUCUCUGCACACGCUCUGGUCUGGGUCUUGUCCCACUGUAUAGGUCCCAGCAGAACAGAGGCAGAUCGGGUUGCCUUUGCUAUCUGUGUAGCGACACGGACCAAACAUAAUGAGAGCCCUUCGAGAUUGAAUCUGCCUUUGCGUGUCUCCGAAGAGUCGGGAAGCGGACCAUUCGAAAAAACUCCGGAGCAUCAUGGUCACUCGCUUGGCGUCUUAUCUAAAUAGGGAAGGUGCGAAUUAGCGAAAGCCGGCCACAACAGAAGGCAAGAGCCAGAUGUGUGGAUCGUUUAUUCAGCCGAACGGCCUCAAGAAUUGG
This is a messenger RNA of Aspergillus glaucus CBS 516.65, 440 nucleotides long. RefSeq lists its product as uncharacterized. Bases 116 to 349 code for a protein of 77 amino acids. NCBI's taxonomy places the organism in Eukaryota, Fungi, Ascomycota, Eurotiomycetes, Eurotiales, Aspergillaceae. The transcript has a single exon. The record is from RefSeq and is a predicted model, not a curated record.